Molecule: messenger RNA, 630 nt
Organism: Hibiscus syriacus
Lineage: Eukaryota; Viridiplantae; Streptophyta; Magnoliopsida; Malvales; Malvaceae
Product: 14-3-3 protein 10-like
Exons: 1
Coding region: 73-615 (180 amino acids)
Biological process (GO): signal transduction
Cellular component (GO): cytoplasm
Source: RefSeq, a predicted model, not a curated record
AGGAAAAAACAAAGAGAAAAAAGAAAGGAAAAUUCAUCUUUCUCUCACUCAAAAGCCUACCAAUUUCUGCAAAUGGUGACGACGGUGCCGGACAAUCUAAGCCGUGACCAAUCCGUUUACUUAGCCAAGCUUUCCGAACAAGCCGAACGCUACGAGGAGAUGGUCAAGUACAUGCAAAAACUCGUCCUCGGCUCAACUCCUGCUGCCGAACUCACUGUCGAGGAACGGAACCUUCUCUCGGUCGCCUACAAAAACGUGAUCGGCUCUCUACGCGCCGUGUGGAGAAUCAUUUCUUCCAUCGAGCAGAAAGAAGAAGGUCGUAAGAACGAGGAACCUGUUGUGCUCGUUAAGGAGUAUAGAUCGAAGAUCGAAGCUGAGUUGUCGGAUGUUUGCGCUAGUAUAUUGACUUUGUUGGACUUGAAUCUGAUCCCUUCUGCUGCGGCGAUUGAGUCCAAGGUUUUUUAUUUGAAGAUGAAAGGGGAUUAUCAUCGGUAUAUAGCAGAGUUUAAGGUCGAUGAUGAGAGGAAAGCGGAUGCUGAGGAUACAAUGUUGUCUUACAAGGCUGCUCAGGAUAUUGCGCUGACGGAUCUAGCUCCCACGCAUCCAAUCAGAUAAAUAAAUUCCUUUUUU